GGUUGACUAUACGUUUAACAAUACGUACAUUUUACUCGAUAUUGUUUACUCUCGCACGAGAGAGAGAAUUGUAUCGAAUUGUGGGCAGCAUUGGACAGUAUCGUGCAUUUGCGUUUUAAUUAAAUGUUAAACAAUGUAUAAUUAAUUUCCUUUUAUAAACAAUUCUGAAUAAAAAUUCGCAAUGAAUAACUUGAAACAAAUUUUGUAUAGCAGGCAUUCGUGGAGUCAGGUGAAGAGAUUGCAGUCUUCGUCAUCAUCGGAUUCUUGUAUUAAAAUACCACGUAGGAUAGAAAGAGGACCUACAGACAUUUUAUACGCUCUCGGUCAAACAGUACCUAAAGAUGUACUGAGCACAUCUGUAAAAUAUUACGAUGAUCCUUUCUUAAUUCCAACAAAGAAAGCAGAUUAUCGUAUAUAUGCUUUAGCGCGUGAAUCUGGCAAAAAAACAGCAACGUGGAUUUUUAAACAACACGCAGAUCUAUUUCCAAAUAAUCUUUCGGAUCCAAAGAUCGAGGCAUUUAUGCCCCCAGUAAAAUAUACAGAUAAAAGUCAAGUAUCGGAAGAAUUACUUCUGGAUACUAUAUCGCGAUGCAAUGCAUCAAAGUCUCUUGAAAUCUAUAACCUAUUGGAAGAUAAUGUUUCUAAUGAAACGAAACAAGCGCUGUUAGAAUUGUUUUGUUACUACAAUGACACUACAUAUGAGAAUGAGUUUUUUCCGGACGAACGGUUCUUCAUGAAAAAGGAUUAUAGAAAAUCUUGGACGCACGAUCCGGAGAUUGAAAAGUUAUAUCAGUUUUUAAUAACGCAAGAUUCCGCAACAGCAGCUUUGGCCUAUAAUACUAUGUUAUGUGCCUAUGGAAAAUGGAAACAGGCAGGUGAAGUUUGGUCAUUGUAUAAUAAAUGUUUAAAAGAAGAUAUCCCGUUAAGCAUCACUUCUUUUAAUUACAUACUGGCAUCAAUAACGCAGCGUAUUGCUGGAAGUGCAAUAAAUCAUAAAACAGUAAUAUAUAGUAUUUUUGCAGCAAUGACUGCAAGAGGAGUGUAUCCAAAUGUUAUAACAUUGAAUAACACCCUUAAAUCGGUAUGUUCGAUGGUGUCGGCUUCUUUAGCCAGAAGUGUUCUAAAUCAUUUACUUAAAGAAUUUAGGAGGCUGAAUAUAAAAUUUUCAUUAGGCACAUAUUGUUAUAUUCUUCAAAUAAUUUGUCGCGGAGGUGAUGAAUCAUACAACAGUUUUAUGGACACCCUACGAACGAUGUCAAAAGAACGUUUUACUCUAGAACACCUAUCGGACACCAACUGUUUCGCCAAGGUCAUGGAAAUAAUUUCUAUCCGUUAUGUCGAUAGAGCAGCUGGUGAUUUGUUGCACAAGAUAGUUCUUACCGAUGAUAAUUACAAAUUUAUGAUGAAUGCAAUUUACAUGAAUAAUUAUUAUUCUAGAUAUGUAACGUUAAUAUUAUCGACAAGCACGAUUUCCGAAUUUUACGAAUGUUAUCGAAAUAUCGUUCCGAUGAUGUACAUCCCGGACAACGACGUUAUGACAAAAAUUAUCGUCUCUUUAAAAUCGUAUUCACCAGAAGUUGUGAUGGAAUAUUUACUAAAGUUUUGGCUAGAUAUAAAGAAACACGAAUUGACGAUUAACAUUAAUUUGAUUUCUACUGUAAUAGAUUUGAUACACACUGUUAUUUUACCGACUAACCCACCUUUGACAGAAUUAUUUGUGGAGGUAGCAUUGAGUUGUUUUAACAGUAUAAAGAACGAAAUGGAAAAAGGCAAUAAUUCGUUUGGUACUGCCGUGAUGGGCCAGAUAGCACUACUUUUAUUAUACAAUGAUCGUAUGGCCGAAGCAUCGCAAGUUUUAACUAUGAUCACCAAAAGUUUCGCGUUAUUUUUACCAACAAUGGAAGAAACGCAAUUGAAUACAUUAUUUGAGACUUGCGUUUCGAAGGGAUAUAUGACACAAGCUCUUCUUGUUCUUGAAAUCUGUAUAAUUGCGGAAUUCGAACACGCCGCUGAGUUGGCUAAGACAUUGUAUAGUAAUCCAAAGUUGAACGAUGUACACCGCGAUAAAUUAAUAGAGUUAGUGGGGAAAGCAGCGUUAGAUACAUUAGAUAAAUAGUAAUCGGUUUAUUUAUAAUUUAUUAUAAUAAAGAGCUAUUUGCAAUAUUAUAUAAUCGUGUAUUCCUUCGGCUUUUUCGUAAUUUUUCUAACUACCUGACGAAUCGUCGCGUUAAUCUAUUAAAAAUG
Messenger RNA from Colletes gigas, 2244 nucleotides. Its product is annotated as protein PTCD3 homolog, mitochondrial. The record is from RefSeq and is a predicted model, not a curated record. The transcript has 10 exons. Gene Ontology annotation, biological process: mitochondrial translation. Gene Ontology annotation, molecular function: protein binding; ribosomal small subunit binding; rRNA binding. Gene Ontology annotation, cellular component: mitochondrion. Lineage: Eukaryota; Metazoa; Arthropoda; Insecta; Hymenoptera; Colletidae. The coding region runs from base 182 to 2116 and encodes 644 amino acids.